Caenorhabditis auriculariae is the source of this 2062-nucleotide messenger RNA. NCBI's taxonomy places the organism in Eukaryota, Metazoa, Nematoda, Chromadorea, Rhabditida, Rhabditidae. The record is from the annotation of a GenBank genome assembly.
AUGACGUUGGAUCGUGCGACAAUGAAUAUAAUUCAAAUGGGGAUCGGUUUCUUCCUCAAUUUCGUCGCUUUCAAUGCAGCUGGUAAUCAUUUCUCGCUUUUUUUGUAGAUCGAAUUGAAGUAUUUUUGAGAUUUCAUCCAAGAAUCGGUUAUAAACAGUGCGUCAAAAAGUGGGAAGAUCGAUGAAUACGCGGGAUAUUACAGGUUCUUUUUAUUUCCGAGUUCUUACUGAAAGAAAAAGUAGCAAUAUAAAAAUAUUGGUUCGUUAUGCCGAAGAAGUCAUUCAGCCGAAGGAUCGAAUUUUCCUCACGUUUCGCUCAUUUUCAAUCUCGAGUCUUCUUUUUUUCAGUCUUGCAAUAGUUUAUGCUACGUUUGCACUGGGAAAUCUCAUAUCGGCGCCGAUAAUCAACGCGUUAUCACCCAAGUAUGCCAUGUCUCUGAGUGUUUUGACCUAUGCCGCGUUUCAGGUUUGGAAAAAAAAGCGAUACAUGAAAAUUACCUUUUCCAGGGCGGAUUUCUUUACCUGAACGUGUACUAUCUCUACUUUUCUAGCGCGUUUGUGGGCUUCGGCGCAUCCAGUGAGUGAGAAGGUCCUGGAACGAAUUUCGAUUGUUUCGAAACAGUACUCUGGGCGGGACAAGGAGCGUAUCUGUCGCAAAACUGCACAGAAACGACCACCAGCCGCAACUCCGCCAUCACUUGGGCUCUCACCGAAGGAUCGUCCGUUUUUUUCCAUUUCACCUAUCUUAUUUCAUGAGGGGACCCCUUUUUGAUUGUCCAAUUUUUAAAUUCUUUCAGACUUCUCGGCGGCGGCCUCUUGCUCUACGUCAUUUUCAGUCAAAGUACGUCUUCCGACUCGAUUUCUCCGGUUACGGUCAGUAUUAUCUUGUCAAGCACUUCUCGGCAACUUUUUAGAUUCCAGGCAGAUGUGCUUUAUUCUGUUUUUACCGGUCUUUCCUUAGUUUCUGCUGCCGUUUUGUUCCUUCUUCAAGCGCCGGCUUACCAGGAAAAAGUCGAGAAAAUCCAAGCAGUUUCGUUUUUUCAACGCGUUUGUAAGCAAAUCAGAGACUUUUGAAAUUCUUGUGGUUAGAAAUGUGUUAAGAUGCGCCCUUCGAGUUGCUCAGGUCCCGGAAAAUGCAGCUUCUGACAUUGGUUUUCGCGUACACUGGCGUUGAACAAGCCUUCUGGACAGGUGAACGAAUUCUUUGUAAACUUCAAGUCAGAGAACUUGUUUGAGCUUUAAUCUCCCUAAUACUUUUCGAUUUCCGAUAGAAACCUUUUUCUCAUCUUCCAGGAGUCUAUCCGACCUGUAUCUCUUUCACCAAGAAGCUUGGCAACGACACGAAUGUGCUCCUCGCAUUGAACUCGAUCUACUCGGGAGCCGCACAGAUCCUGGCAGGACUCAUUUUCGGAUUGCUCGGCGACAAAACGCGCAGAAUCGGAAGGGAUGCUGUUGUUCUGUUUGGCGCCUUCGUUCAUUUGAUCGUUUUUGUCAUGAUCUACCUCAAUUUUCCGGCCGAUGCAUCUCUCAAUGACACAAUUUCGGACGGCGCUAUUUUAAAGCCGAAGUGAACUUCACAUCAUUUUUACAACCAUCAAUGAAAACUUCUAAGCGUUAUUAUCGCAAUGGUUUCCGGAGGACUUUUGGCUUUCGGCGACGCUUGUUGGAACACGCAGAUUUACUCUCUUUUGUGCGAAUCGUACCCGACGCAAAGCAGCGAAGCUUUUGCUAUGUUCCGGUUUUUUCAGGUUUAUUUUUCCCUUAUUCUCUGGUUUUUGUUUCUCCCCUGUAUUUCCAGAAGUUCUUCAUAUCUUCAUGAACCUUCUAUCUUUUGUCAGUCCUUGCAAUUCACGGAAAUCUUCAGGCUGGCAUGGAAUGCUUCGCUUUCGUCUACUCGUCUGUUCUUCAGCUUCAGUACAUUCUCGUCAUCAUGGCAGGUCUCUCGGUUUUCGCCGCCGCCUCUUUUUUCCUCGUGGAACAACUUGAAUCAACAGAAAUAUCCGGACUCUCUUUGAACGAUUUGAAAUUUGAACCUAAAACGAACGAUUCGGUUUAUAAAUAG